CGAACCCAUUCUACGGACGCGUUUCUUCAUGUUAUGGGACCGACAUUGUCUGCCGAGUCCUGUACAUGUCCAAGACCACUAUUGCCAUCGUAGCAGCGACGUCUGCGCUUGCAGGCGCGUCGCUGACGGCUUUACUGUUUCCUGGCCAUCGAAACGAUGAGCCCAAACCGACUCCGACAUUGAAGGAGAGGCCAGCGGUACCUGCACCAUCAACUCCUCCCACUCCUGUCCCUGUCCCAGUCCCAGUCCCUGUGCCAGUUGCUGUACCAGCGCAACCUCCUUCAACUGCCAUCCUCCCUCCAGUCGAUCCUUCUGGUAUCCUUCGAUAUGGGUUUCCCGGCCCAAUUGCCGACACGUUGGCCACACCAUCUCACCUCUCUGCUUUCAAUAGAUUCACUCGGAACCCUCACUGGGUGGCGGAACAUUUUACUGCGCAGUCACUGCUACUAAACAACGGAUCUCGGCGAAACAGUGUCUUUUAUGAGGACUUGUCAAUUCCUUCAAUGUUUCGAGCAAAACUUUCCGAUUACUUUCGGAGCGGGUACGACCGGGGGCACCAGGUUCCAGCAGCAGACGCAAAAUGGUCACAAGAGGCAAUGGACUCCACGUUCGUCUUAAGCAAUAUGUGCCCACAAGUUGGAGAAGGAUUCAACCGCGAUUAUUGGGCUCAUUUCGAAGAGUUCUGUCGAGGCCUGGUUAAAAAAUACCCCAGCGUACGGGUGGUCACUGGUCCUUUAUACUUACCCAAGAAAGACGAACGAGACGGGAAAUGGAGAGUCUCUUACGAAGUAAUUGGGAACCCUCCGAACGUUGCCGUGCCCACCCACUUCUACAAAGUCAUAUUCGGGGAGGAGGCUGCUCAGAGUCCGAAAGGACCCGUGGCACUCGGUGCAUUUGUGCUCCCUAAUGCUGAAAUACCCAACUCCAAGAGCUUGAGUGAUUUUGAAGUUCCUCUUGAAGCGGUGGAAAGAGCCAGCGGACUGGUAUUUGCCGAGAAACUACCACCUGAGAGGAGGAAAAGACUUUGCAGGGAAGUCAGAUGUGAAAUAACGGUUCGGGAAUUCGACAAGAGUCGUCAGAUAUCAAACAAUGUCGGCCAAGGGUCGAAAAACACCACUCAAAUGCAGCAACCAGCAGGAAAGUGGUAGCCAUAUUACCAGAGUCAGUCCGUUCUGGGAUUGAAGAUGCCUGCCUGGAUCGGGUCGGCGUUUAGCAGGGAUCAGCUACCUAAGCACACCUUUUGGAAGCUGAAGUUCAUUCCGACCACUUUUCAGAUCUAUACCUACCCUUUGCUGGCUCAGAGGCGGCGUGGAAAAGGAAAUAAAUCCUUUGAGAAAGGAAAGGAUACGCUUGUCACUCUGCCACGAGAUGGCAUCGAGGAGCCCUAUCGACAACAGACGAGAAUCCAUACGCACCUGACUGUUCGUCUUCCGAAUCAUAUCCUCCUGACUGGCCGUAACACAAACCUCCGUUGUCCGCCGCGCAACCUGUACUGUAGACUUUAUGGCUUUUAUGGCGCGUGCUGUUAUCAGUGUUCAAAGGGAGAAGUUCUACCCAAGGUAUUGCCGGAAUCCCUGGACCACAAACUUCGGUCCAGGGAUAGAGCCAGGGAGAUCUGCCUUGUCGAUAUACUUUGGACACCCAACUGUGAGCGCGUGUAAUGGAUUGGCAGAGUCGAAAAAGCUUUCAGCACGACAAAUACAACGCCAAAAUUGAUCUCAAAAUUUCCUGAAGCAUUCUCAGAUCCGCAAGUCGCGCACAUUUCGAAAGAAGUAUGCGGAUGUAUGAGAAAGUGAUUUGACAACAUCGUUUCCCCUCUGCGGAAGGUGAAGCAUUCGCGAUUAAAUCAUCUUCUGCAUCUGUACACUACUAAGCCUAGCUUCUAUCUUCAAGGGUUGAACGUUUCUCCUCCUUUGCUAUGGUGGGUUUAUGGUCAUAUAUAUGGCACCUGCGAGAUAGCGCAGUGUGGGAGAGCGAGCAUGCGCAUCGUCAGGAUACAGUGCAACUAGGAGUGGGUGUUCUUAAGUGCGUUGUGGAAAGUUAGGGGAAAACAGCAGAUGACGUCGGUGCAACCCAGGUUGCCAAGCAAGUCGCUUGUGCUUCUCGGAAUGCUCAACACUUCCGUCGCGGCAAGUCGUGCGCCCGGGAGAUGCAGCUC
Messenger RNA from Cladophialophora immunda, 2158 nucleotides. RefSeq lists its product as uncharacterized. Gene Ontology annotation, cellular component: mitochondrial inner membrane; nucleus. Bases 66 to 1148 code for a protein of 360 amino acids. Gene Ontology annotation, biological process: apoptotic DNA fragmentation. The transcript has a single exon. Gene Ontology annotation, molecular function: RNA endonuclease activity; nucleic acid binding; single-stranded DNA endonuclease activity. The record is from RefSeq and is a predicted model, not a curated record. NCBI's taxonomy places the organism in Eukaryota, Fungi, Ascomycota, Eurotiomycetes, Chaetothyriales, Herpotrichiellaceae.